This is a messenger RNA of Hansenula ciferrii, 1050 nucleotides long. Its product is annotated as SDR family oxidoreductase. Gene Ontology annotation, molecular function: oxidoreductase activity, acting on the CH-OH group of donors, NAD or NADP as acceptor. The transcript has a single exon. NCBI's taxonomy places the organism in Eukaryota, Fungi, Ascomycota, Saccharomycetes, Phaffomycetales, Wickerhamomycetaceae. The coding region runs from base 1 to 1050 and encodes 349 amino acids. The record is from RefSeq and is a predicted model, not a curated record.
AUGGUCAAACAAGUUUUAGUUACUGGUGCUUCAGGUUAUAUUGCACUUCACGUCCUUGAUGCUUUAUUAGCUAAAGGAUACCAUGUCAUUGGUACUGUCAGAUCUCAAGACAAAGCUGAUAAAAUCACUAAACAAUUCAAAGCUGAAUAUCCAGAUGCCAAACUUGAUUUUGCUUUAGUUGCUGAUAUUGGUGUUGAAGGUGCUUUCAAUGAAGUUUUACAACAAUAUCCAGAAAUCACUGAUGUUUUACAUACAGCUUCACCAUUUUCUUUUGGUUUAAAUCAAGAUUUAAAAGAAGCUUACUUAGACCCAGCAACUAAAGGUACUAAAAAUGCUUUAGAAGCUAUUCAAAAGUUUGGUAAAAACGUUAAACAUGUUGUUGUUACCUCAUCAUUUGCUGCUAUUUUAGAUGUUACUAAAAAGACUGAUCCAUCAUUUGUUCAUACUGAAGAAACCUGGAAUCCAAUUAAAUGGGAACAAGUUAAUAAUGAAACCCUUGCUUACAUUGCUUCAAAGAAAUAUGCUGAAGAAUUAGCUCAAGAAUAUGUUGCUGAAAAUAAACCAUCAUGGACAUUAACAACCGUCAACCCAGGUUAUGUCUUUGGUCCACAAAAAUUUGAUGAUGUUUUAGUCAAUCCAAAUUUAAAUACUUCAGCUGAAAUUGUUAACAAAUUAUUGAAAGCUGAUCCUUCUGCAACUAAUGCCUUCACUGAACCUGUUGGUCCAGGUGUUGAUGUUCGUGAUGUUGCCAAACUACAUGUCGUAGCAAUUGAAAAUGAUGAAUUAGCUGGUAAGAGAUUAAUUGGUUUUGAAUCAUCAUUUAGUGGUCAAACUAUCUUGAACAGUAUUCAUAAACACUUCCCAGAAUUAGAUGGUAAAGUUGCUAAAGGUCAACCAGAAGGUGCUCAAGAAUACGCUGAUAAAAACUCUUUCCAAGUUGAUAACAGUGCUACUAUUAAAAAUUCAGGUAUUACAUUCACUCCAUUAGAUACUACUUUCAAAGAUUCUGUUGCUCAAAUCUUAAACUAUAAAAAGUCACACCCAAAUUAG